AUGUCUACAUUUGGCGCUUCAUCUUCGGCGAACUUAAAUCCAAACAAGUCUGUUGAGGUGGUACAACCUCCCAGUGAUUCUGUGUCGAGCCUUAGUUUCAGUCCCAAGGCCAAUGUGCUAGUUGCAACUUCUUGGGAUAACCAGGUACGAUGUUGGGAGAUAAUGCGUAACGGGACUACUGUUGGCACUGUGCCCAAAGCAUCAAUAUCACAUGAACAGCCGGUUCUAUGCUCUACUUGGAAGGAUGAUGGCACAACUGUCUUCUCUGGAGGUUGUGACAAGCAAGUAAAGAUGUGGCCGUUAUUGUCUGGAGGACAACCGGUAACCGUGGCCAUGCAUGAUGCUCCCAUCCGGGAAAUUGCUUGGAUCCCAGAGAUGAACCUCUUAGUCACAGGAAGCUGGGACAAGACUCUUAGGUACUGGGAUUUGAGACAGUCAAAUCCAGCACAUAGUCAACAGCUUCCUGAUCGUUGCUAUACACUUUCCGUAAGACAUCCUCUGAUGGUUGUUGGAACUGCAGAUAGAAACCUUAUAGUGUUCAACUUGCAGAAUCCUCAGACUGAGUUCAAGAGAAUUGCGUCACCCCUCAAGUACCAGACAAGAUGUGUUGCGUCGUUUCCUGAUCAGCAAGGUUUCUUGAUUGGCUCAAUUGAAGGUAGGGUUGGUGUACAUCACCUUGAUGAUUCACAACAAAGUAAGAACUUUACUUUUAAAUGCCACAGAGAGGGCAAUGAGAUAUACUCAGUCAACUCGCUGAGUUUUCAUCCGGGUGUUAAGGCGAAAAAUGUCUUGAUGAGCGCAGAUGAUUUCUCAUUUCAAUGGGCAUCCAUGAGAAAGUCCCUGAGCUGUGAUCUUAUGCAUCACACAUUUGUAACUGCGGGAUCAGAUGGUGCUUUCAAUUUUUGGGACAAAGAUAGCAAGCAAAGACUGAAGGCUAUGUCAAGAUGCAGUCAACCUAUACCUUGCAGUACCUUCAACAAUGAUGGCUCAAUAUUUGCAUAUGCUGUUUGUUAUGAUUGGAGUAAGGGUGCAGAAAAUCACAAUCCAUCAACAGCAAAGACCAAUAUUUUCUUGCACUUACCACAGGAGUCUGACGUUAAAGGCAAACCUCGUAUUGGUAAUAGUGGUAGAAAGUGA
Ilex paraguariensis (yerba mate) is the source of this 1137-nucleotide messenger RNA. NCBI's taxonomy places the organism in Eukaryota, Viridiplantae, Streptophyta, Magnoliopsida, Aquifoliales, Aquifoliaceae. The record is from the annotation of a GenBank genome assembly.